AUGGAUAGAUCCGUCAAAGGCAAAACCGCAAUUGUAACCGGCUCUGGUUCCGACCUUGCAUUGCGGCCAGAGGCACAAGAGCUGGUCGAUAAAUACUCUUCCUCGACGCCUCGAGCUGUCUUCCAGAAGACGGACGUGACAGACUGGGCACAGCUUGAAAGGAUGUUCGAAGUUGCAGAAGCCGAGUUUGGAGGCGUAGACGUGGUCUGUCCUGGGGCCGGAGUUUUCGAACCAGCCUUCUCUGGUUUCUGGAACCCGCCUGGUUCAGCCGAAAGCCGAGAUCGAGUGUCUGGCUCGCGAUAUGCACAGGUUGAUAUCAACAUCGUCCAUCCAAUUCGCACCACUCAACUUGCUGUAGCUCGCUUUGCAAACGCCACAACUCCGAAAUCGAUAGUUCACACCUCUAGCAUAGCGGGCCAGGUGGCUACAUUUAGCGGUCCAAUCUAUGCGGCAUCAAAGCAUGCAAUCAACGGGUUUGUUCGAUCACUAUCAAAAUUAGACAAGAUCGGAAUACGUGUCACUGCCGUGGCCCCCGGUCUGAUCAAAACGCCGCUCUGGACCGACAAUCCAGAUAAGCUGCGGAUGGUCGAUGAGGAGAACAGCGAAUGGGUUACACCUGAGCAGGUUGCCACCGUGAUGCUUGCCCUGGUUCAGCAGAACGAGAUCAGCGAGUCGAGUCUAGGAAUCCCGACCGACGGCGACGCCGUGAUCAAAAUCAAGGGCGGAACCAUCCUCGAAGUGUCCAAGUCGGUGCGAAGGGUAGCCAUGUUCAACGACGAAGGGCCGCUGGGAAGGCCGGGGAACACUGUAGGCGACUUGAGCGAGGUAGACGAUGGCCUGCUGGCAUCGGUGCAGUCGGGAAGCUGGGGCAAACCCUCGCCCAAGAUCCCUUUGCCUCCUAUAUCUCCUCUAGAUGCGUAUAUCAAAAACCCCCAUACUGCACUCGAGACGGCUCUACCGAGCGACAUAUACGCAGCCAUGGACGAUGAUACCGGGGCUGGCGGUGCUGCUGCCGCUGCAGGAAGUGGUCGAAGUCGCAGGCGACAGUGGCCUGGCAAAAAGGACGUUGGAGUGGUCGGACAGGCAGGAUGGACAAGCAGUGUUAUCAACCUGGUCAACACCAUUGUUGGUGCAGGAGCUCUGGCGAUGCCACACGCAAUCUCGCGCAUGGGAAUGUUUCUGGGUGUGACGGUUGUUCUAUGGGCUGGCCUGACGUCGGCAUUCGGCCUAUACUUGCAGACGAGAUGUGCACGAUAUCUGGAGAGAGGCUCGUCUUCGUUUUUUGCCCUCUCUCAAAUCACAUAUCCGAAUGCGGCAGUGAUAUUCGAUGCAGCAAUUUCGAUUAAAUGUUUCGGUGUCGGUGUCAGCUAUCUAAUCAUUAUUGGAGAUUUGAUGCCUGGAGUCAUCGAAGGUAUUGUCGCAUUGAUCUCGAUCGGAUACCUUGUCAUCCUGGUGGUUGCCCAUUUUAUCAAGGGAGAUACCAUGGCGGACCGUGGCCCUAUCCGCAUAAUUGAAUGGCAGGGCCUAAUCUCCGCCUUGAGUGUAUUCCCGGUGAUCGUCUUUGCAUAUACUUGCCAUCAAAAUAUGUUCUCGAUCCUCAACGAAAUUGCCAAUGACAGCCACUAUAGAACGACGAGCGUUAUCGUAGCAAGCAUCGGCAGCGCCGCAGCAACCUAUGUCCUAGUCGGCGUCACUGGCUACCUGUCAUUUGGCGAUACUAUUGGUGGAAACAUUGUCGGCAUGUAUGCGCCGUCGCUGACGUCUACAAUUGCGCGAGCCGCCAUCGUCAUCCUCGUUGUGUUCUCCUAUCCUCUGCAAAUACAUCCAUGCAGAGCAUCCCUAGAUGCCGUCCUAAAAUGGCGACCAAACAGGAAACCGACUCUUGCUGGAAGCAAUUCUCCGAAUCGCAACCCACUACUACCACGAAACAAUGCUCCAAGCGAUGGCAUGAGUGAUAUGCGUUUCGCGAUUAUCACAACUGUGAUCAUUGUUCUGAGUUACAUUGUUGCCAUGACCGUCUCAUCACUCGAAGCAGUGCUGGCAUAUGUUGGCGCUACCGGAAGCACAAGCAUUAGUUUCAUUCUCCCAGGAUUGUUCUACUACAAGAUUUCAUCUCCUGAAUCUGCGGCGCACCAACGCCUAAUGAAAGAAGACGAUGAACUGGCAGCAGAUGAAAUAGCUGACGAAGUAGAUUCGGUUUCUAGCAACGCGGCUGCCGGACAAAGCCUUCUUGGACGGUCCUAUUCUACCUUCAUGUCGCGAUCUACAAAACAAUGGCGUCGAGGUCUUCUCCGAAAACUAAGUUUGGCGCUUGCUGUCUACGGAGUUGUGGUCAUGGUCGUGUGCCUAGUCACAAACACAUUCUUCCUGGCAUCAGACGUUAAAGGAUAG
Arthroderma uncinatum is the source of this 2391-nucleotide messenger RNA. RefSeq lists its product as uncharacterized. Bases 1 to 2391 code for a protein of 796 amino acids. The transcript has 9 exons. Gene Ontology annotation, biological process: amino acid transmembrane transport. The record is from RefSeq and is a predicted model, not a curated record. Gene Ontology annotation, cellular component: fungal-type vacuole membrane. Lineage: Eukaryota; Fungi; Ascomycota; Eurotiomycetes; Onygenales; Arthrodermataceae. Gene Ontology annotation, molecular function: L-arginine transmembrane transporter activity; L-serine transmembrane transporter activity; L-histidine transmembrane transporter activity.